Messenger RNA from Panicum virgatum (switchgrass), 2075 nucleotides. RefSeq lists its product as uncharacterized. Lineage: Eukaryota; Viridiplantae; Streptophyta; Magnoliopsida; Poales; Poaceae. The transcript is spliced from 3 exons. The record is from RefSeq and is a predicted model, not a curated record. The coding region runs from base 60 to 2075 and encodes 671 amino acids.
AAUGCCUUGAUCGAUCCAACCGAUCCAGGAUCGAAUCGAGUCAAAGAGGGAGGCAAGAGAUGGCCGUGGAUCUGUCGAGAGCUGUGGGCUGGUGGGAGGAGUGGCAGCUGCGGAUCCUCGUGCUGGGCAGCCUCUUCCUACAGCUCGUCCUCUUCGCCGGCUCCAUGGUGCGCAACCUUCGCAUCCCAAUGUCCAGGCUGUGCAUUUGGCUGGCCUACCUCGGCGCUGAUGCCCUGGCCAUCUAUGCGCUCGCCACCCUCUUCAACCGCCACAAGCAGCCGCCUGGCGCUGGGAGCAGCAGCGCCCUGGAGGUUCUGUGGGCGCCUGUCCUCAUCCACCUCGGCGGCCAGCACGCAAUCACGGCGUACAGCAUUGAGGACAACGAGCUGUGGAGGCGGCACAUCGUGACCGUGGUGUCCCAGGUCACGGUCGCCCUGUACGUCUUCUGCAAGUCUUGGCCCCACGGCGGUGACAAGAGGUUGCUGCAGGCAGCGAUCUUGCUCUUCGUCGUCGGGAUUCUCAAGCUCAUCCGGAAGCCAUUGACUCUGAAGAGCGCAAGCCUUGGCAGUGUUAUGACCUCUUCGAUUGUCUAUCCAGAAAGACGAGAAGAAAAUGAAGAAUCACUACGUCGCCUCUGUGCUUACCUCUGCCUUCCUCUUCAAACAGUGAUUACUUCUACUAAAGAUGCAGCAGAAAUGAAACGAGAGGAAGAACAUGAUUUAUCACUUGAAGAAUAUGUACAAAAAGCAAGGGAGCUCGUGCAGGUGACGCAGAUAGAUAAUGACGAGCGAGGAGGUGGUGUCCGUGAGGACAUUGAGAAACUAUUUGUGGACCUUUCAGCUCCAUAUUCUCGUCGGGUUCGCCAGCUAAGCUCUUACUUCAAGCUUCAUCACAAAAACGCGUAUUCAACUGUGGAAACCGAGCUCACGUUAGCAUUUACUAUGAUCUACACCAACUUUAAAUUGGUGUUCGCUUUGCCUGCUUCCGUUGUGCUCUUUGCGAAGACACAUCACAAAGAUCGUCAUUACAAGGAGAGUGAUGUCAAAGUAACUGCUGUAUUGUUCUGUUGUACAGCGUUGCUGGAGUUUUUACCCUUGUUCCUCAGUCCUUGUGUUACAGGAGCUAUUAUUUGUUCCAACAAGGUUGCCCAGCAUAACCUCAUAUCAUUCUACGCUCGCCGGAGCAGGCCAACCCAUUUCAUGAAGUUUUCCGCUCUCAUGUGUUGUAGUGGCUACAUUAACAAGCAUUGGUACAUAGAGCAGGCACCUCAAUCUGCAUACAUGGUAAUCAAACAAUUGAUUGUUGAACAUGUCAAAGAUGGAUGGAAGCAAUGCAUUAUUGAUGCUCCCAGUUACAAGAGAUUCAACAAUUUGAGAGGGCAGUGGACCCUGAGCAGGCACAAGUUACAUGGCCAGCAGCAGUGGUGGAGUUUACAGCAGGUGCCAUUCGACUGGAGCGUCCUCAUCUGGCACCUAGCUACUGAACUCUGCCUUCACCACCCAAGAACAUCAGCUGCAAUUGAAUUAACAGCCGCUCAAUCCAGUAAGCUAAUAUCCAACUACAUGAUCUACCUGCUCUUUAUUCGUCCAGAGAUGCUUAUGCCUGGCACCAGGCAGGGUCUUUUCAUGGCAACCUGCCAUGAUAUCGGGCUCAUGCUCAAGGGUGAGAACGAACCUCUGUCAGCAGAUGCAAGAACAGUUGCGCAGCAGAUUCUUCGCACAUCACAAUCUUCGUCGAUAGGGGAUAUUGGGACCAUGGUUCCAGGAGCCUGCAAGGUCGUCAAAGAAUUGAUGGAGCUGCUGGAGGACGAGGAGGAGAGGUGGAAGGUGAUCCAAGGCGUGUGGGUGGAGAUGCUCUGCAGCUCCGCCAGCAGCUGCAGGGGCUACCUGCACGCCAAGAGCAUGGGCGAAGGUGUGGAGUUCCUCACCUUCGUGUGGCUGCUCUUGUCUCGCUUGGGGAUGGAGACCUUCGCCGACAAGUUCCAGAGGCUCGAGCCUGGCCAAGGCCAAGGAGGAGACCUCGCUGCAGUUGCAGUCUUCUCGUUGGCUGAUCCAAUCCAAUCAAGGACAUCUUGA